Molecule: messenger RNA, 3291 nt
Organism: Cydia pomonella (codling moth)
Lineage: Eukaryota; Metazoa; Arthropoda; Insecta; Lepidoptera; Tortricidae
Gene: ICA69
Product: islet cell autoantigen 1
Exons: 5
Coding region: 208-1494 (428 amino acids)
Biological process (GO): regulation of transport
Cellular component (GO): Golgi apparatus
Molecular function (GO): protein domain specific binding
Source: RefSeq, a predicted model, not a curated record
GUAUUGUUUUCUUUGGUUACCACAAGAAAAUUUUCCUUCGAUAUCGAAUCUGUUUCAGGUGUUUGACAUUUGACAGAUAAAGCAAAAAGCUUUGGCAUUUUCAGCGAUAAUUUUCUUUCAGUUCAGUUUCAGUACUCGGGUCAAACAAUAGUUAAUGUAUUCAAAGUUUGCUGCCACGCAUUGAUGUUUUAAUUUAGCUGUAUCAAAAUGAUGCAGCACCAGUAUUGGGUAACUAAAAAGACUGUGUUGAAAAAAUUAGGAACCAAAGAAGACGAGUGUAUAGUUUCAUCCGAUGCCGAGUUAGAUGCGAAAUUGGAGUUGUUUCGAUCAAUAUCAGAUAGUUGUUUGCAAUUACAAAGAGUUUUAGACCAAUAUCAAGAGCGUUUGUGCGUGUUAGCGCAAGAGGAGAACGCUUUAGGGAAGUUUUUGCGGGAUUCAGGUAAGAAUAACGAUGCAGCUGGUAAACACAUGGUGUCGGCUGGCAAGGCGAUAUCGUACUCGGGGCAGCAGCGCCUGUCCGUGAGAGGGCCUUUGUUAAGGUUGUACCAUGAAGUAGAGACGUUCAGAGGGCGCGCAGUGAGCGAUAUGAGGGCGACAGUGUCUGCUAUGGAGAAGGCCCGCAUCGAAUACAGAGCUGCGUUGAGUUGGAUGAAGUCGACGAGUGCGCAGCUGGACCCAGACACGGGCCGCGGACUGGACAACUUCAGGAAGGCUCAGAGACAAGUACGAGAGAGUAAAAAGAUUUUUGAUAAGCUGACACUUGAUGUACUGCAGAAGAUUGAUCUUCUAGCUGCAGCCCGAUGCAACAUGUUCUCCCAUGUGCUAACAAAUUACCAGAGCUCUUUUUUAACCUUUGGCACAAAAGUGUCUCAAACACUCUUGGCCACAGCUGACACAAUGAAUGCUAAGCCUAUGUAUGAGUUCUGUAUACUUAAGGAGUUGUCACAGAACUUGGGGGAGGGGGAUGGAGAACAGAAAUCAGAAGAGUUAGUGCCGCAGGAUAAGGAUCAAAUGCUAUUUUUCCAGGAUGAAUACAAAGAUGACAAUGAUAACAACCAAAAGCCGAAACCCACAGAACCGAACAAGAGUGACCAAAAAGAAGAGGCCAAACCUAACCCUGACAAAGUUGAGGCUCCAACAGAUUACACUAAUCUUAUAGACGUUGUGGAGUCAACUGAAGAAAGCGGUAUCAGUGCUGAUUUGGCCGGGUUGAGGAUGGACUGUGGUGAUGUGGCCAGUAACUUCGGGAUGUUUAUGCCUUCUCAGCUGUUACAGGACAUGACUGCAUCCAGUUUAAUGGAGGAAACCCUCAUACCAGUGAAUCCUAAAAAGAGCCAGCCUCCCGAAUCAGCUGAGCCGAAUGCUUCCAAACCAAAGAUCAGUCAGAAGAAAGAGGACAAAGCCGCAUGGUUCAAGCUCUUUGCAGAACUCGACCCUCUUGCGAACCCAGACAGCCUUUUGGGCUCAAAUAACAACCAGAGUCAUGCAGCUUAAGUAUACUAAUAUCUAGACAAGAUCAUUCCUGACUAACCAAAGGUGCAAGGAAUUUAAUCAGUCGAUCAAAUUUUAUCACAAUCGAUUUAUAUCACAAAUCUCACGCGAUUAACGUCUGUGACACUUUCUCAUCAGAUGCUAUUGUAUGUUGUGUUGUUAUGUAAGAUUUUGUAUGCACGCCCGUGAUAAUGAUAUAUAAUCAAAGAUACGUGAUUAAAUUAUGUAAUUGGUGAUUUAGUACGAAAUAAGGAUGACUUUGUAAAGUAUCUAAGUUUUAAGCAGCUCAAUUGUCGUAAAUUCCAUUAAAAAUUAUUGUGCAAUUCAUUGUUGUCUCAAAAACUUGUAUUUCCGUCAUGUAGAGACUUGACAAUAAGUAUUCUUAAUCAUUAUAUUUUAUUUCUAUUCCAUAUUUAUUCAAAAUUAGCACCGAUGUAUUUGAUUUACGUAGAAGGCGAGGCGGUUUGUUGUGGGAUAGCGUAUUAUUAAUAUUAUUAUCAUAGAUGCAUCGAUUGCAAAUACAUGCCUAACUUGGGUAAUAAGUACUUUGAUAUUUAUUAGUAUAUUUUAGACGUAUCCUAUGCUAAAAAACUAUCAACGAAAUCAUUGUCAUCAAUCCAACGUAAGUAUUUUCUUGUAAUUAUGUAUGUUAUUGUCUUUGUCUAAAAAGUGUCAUAUAAAUUUAGACACAGGCAAUCCAAGUCAUUCUUGGUUCAUUUAUAAUCAUUCCUUUUAGAUCAUAGUUUAAUAUCGUUACAUUUGUAUUUUAGUGUUUAGAUAAGUAAGAUACUGCUCUCUUAUUUUACCAAAGCAAAUAUACAUACAUACUUAGUCACUAAAUUGCGUUUAGCAUGCUUGAAUAACUAAAUAAAAUUUGAUAUAAGGUCAAUAUGGGUUAGUGUGGCUGCGUGACAGGAACCGUGCGCGUUGGAGGGUCUGCCAUCUUGUGGCCUGAAUCGGAACCAUAAACAUGUACAUUUCCACGUCACGUGUUUUCUUGUGCAUAGUAGGUUCUGCCAUCUUGUGGGCUACAUCGGAACAAUAAACAUCACAUUUACGCCUCGCGCCAAAAAUCUGACGGCUCCUGUGCUGCCUCCUACAGUUCAUGCACGCUCCCUACAAGCGUAACUGGGGCCCAUUUCUCGAACGGUAUUAGACUAAUAUUAUUAGUCCACGAACUGUCAAGCAUACUUGACCCAUAGGUUACCAUGGCAACACAAUAAUAAUAUUAGACUAAUACCUUUCGAAGAAAUGGGCCCCUGGCCUGUUCACACAUUGAUUAGUGUUUAUAUGUAAUGUACCUAUGUAUAAACUCGUAAUAAACACUCAUCAGUAUGAAAACAGGCCUCAAUGUGUAGGUCAGCUACACCUUAUUUAAAAUUACAGAUAUUGUGAUUUACUAAAAUACGAUUUCGUGUGACGUCAAACAGAUGAAAUAUAGUUUGCAUAGAUCUAUGUAAAUUAUAUUCUCAACCUUCAAAUACUUCUAGCCAUGAUCUGACGAUGGUUCUGAUACCAAAAUAAUAAGUGUAUUUAUACCGAUAAUUAAACUUUUUGUUUUUAGGAUUUUAAGAUAAAUUAUAUUAAACCAAAUGUUUUACAAAAUUGUAUUCAUGUGUUUUGCACUUCCUUUAUUUUAUUAUAUUAUACAAACAAAAUGUAGGUACUUAAAUAUGAUUAUGAAAUAUAUCAAUAUUUAAUGUUUAAUUUGUCACGUAUUGUGUAAAUGUUACAGCUUUAUUAUUUUUGUUUUGUGAUUUAUCUGAAAAAAAAAAGAAAUUAUAUAUAUCUUAUUAAAGU